AAGCAGCAACAUCCAGCGCCAACAAUCAGGUUAAAGGGAGCAUGUGAUCGCUGCCCACCUCCUUGCACUUGCGGCAUGAGAGCACCACCGGAACAAACUCAAGGCUUCCCAGGCGCAGCAGAAAAGCCGCUCUACAAUGAUGCUGGGCAGGAGCAUGACACAUCUGCGGAUCCAGCUGCUGCUCAACCUCAUCCCUUUAAUAUUAUUGUGCUGCAGGAUUGCAACAAUCACAAUCUGAUAGAUCAACCGACCGCUGCCUUAACAGUGAGCUGUCAACAGCAAAAUCCUGGAGUGCAACAUCCACAUCCUUACAACUCAAUUUGGCCACAACCUCCUCCCACUUACGCUGAUCCACAGUAUAGCAAUAAUGCCCCAGAUCCACAACACACCUAUGGCAACAACCCGUCUUACAACCACACAACAAAUGGACCCUUCAUGUAUGUUGCGAACAACAGCUUCGGUGGGUCACCUCAACUCAACCAUAGUCCACCCAAUGGCAAUAUUUCGAACGGUUUGCCCCCGCAGAAUUGUCAGUGCGAUCCCGGCACAAAUGGCCAACCUCAGCAUUGCUUUUCGCGGUGCAAGUAGCAAUGGAGGCGAACAGACCUUUGUUUACUGCCCCUACGCUAAUGGUCAACACGAUGAACACAAUAGAAAUUUAUCUACCAAGUCCUCCACUGCAUCGGCAAAAACUGCAGGAGAUGAGCAACUUAAUUACGGAGGACACCUGACCUGCACUUGUAAAUGUGAAGCUUGUCGAAUAGGCUUCGAGGAGAGAAUGAAGCUGCCACAACUAGUGGCCCAGGCUCUGGAGAUUUUCGUAAGGAAUCACAAAAUUGAGGAGAAUGCUAAAAAGCCACAAGACACAAGAGCAUCGAUCACAUCCAUUAACGGGGGACAACGGCAAGAAACCAUUUGAAAAA
Drosophila sulfurigaster albostrigata is the source of this 923-nucleotide messenger RNA. RefSeq lists its product as uncharacterized. Lineage: Eukaryota; Metazoa; Arthropoda; Insecta; Diptera; Drosophilidae. Bases 76 to 588 code for a protein of 170 amino acids. The transcript is spliced from 2 exons. The record is from RefSeq and is a predicted model, not a curated record.